Molecule: messenger RNA, 621 nt
Organism: Dipodomys spectabilis (banner-tailed kangaroo rat)
Lineage: Eukaryota; Metazoa; Chordata; Mammalia; Rodentia; Heteromyidae
Gene: Lamtor2
Product: late endosomal/lysosomal adaptor, MAPK and MTOR activator 2
Exons: 4
Coding region: 99-476 (125 amino acids)
Biological process (GO): cellular response to amino acid stimulus; positive regulation of TOR signaling
Cellular component (GO): Ragulator complex
Molecular function (GO): guanyl-nucleotide exchange factor activity; molecular adaptor activity
Source: RefSeq, a predicted model, not a curated record
CCAGGGCCAGGUAGAGUUUAGGGAAGCCUCAGUCAGGACCCGGCUGGCGGCAACUCCUGUGAUCUGGCUGCCCAAACCCGGGGCGAGGAUCCGCAGGAAUGCUGCGUCCCAAGGCUUUGACCCAGGUGUUAAGCCAAGCCAAUACUGGAGGAGUCCAAAGCACCCUGCUGCUGAAUAACGAGGGAUCGUUGCUGGCCUACUCCGGUUACGGGGACACAGAUGCCCGGGUCACCGCAGCCAUCGCCAGUAACAUUUGGGCUGCCUAUGAUCGGAAUGGAAACCAAGCGUUUAAUGAAGACAAUCUCAAAUUCAUCCUCAUGGACUGCAUGGAAGGUCGCGUAGCCAUCACCCGAGUGGCCAACCUUCUGCUGUGCAUGUAUGCCAAGGAGACUGUGGGCUUCGGAAUGCUUAAAGCCAAGGCCCAGGCCUUGGUGCAAUACCUGGAAGAGCCCCUCACCCAAGUAGCGGCAUCAUAAUGGUAUUGAUGGAAGCUGAGGCCAGAGGAGAGAGAUGAGCAUUUGGAGGGGCAGGGUCCCUCAGAAAAAUCUUGCUGGACUGUCUGGGUUGUGGGUGAGGGAGUUUUGUUUCACCCAAAAUAAAUUUCAGCUCCUGCCUUGUGUA